Spea bombifrons (plains spadefoot toad) is the source of this 1496-nucleotide messenger RNA. RefSeq names its product cholinergic receptor nicotinic alpha 2 subunit (gene CHRNA2). The transcript has 3 exons. Lineage: Eukaryota; Metazoa; Chordata; Amphibia; Anura; Pelobatidae. Bases 80 to 1267 code for a protein of 395 amino acids. Gene Ontology annotation, molecular function: acetylcholine-gated monoatomic cation-selective channel activity; transmembrane signaling receptor activity. Gene Ontology annotation, biological process: regulation of membrane potential; chemical synaptic transmission; monoatomic ion transmembrane transport. The record is from RefSeq and is a predicted model, not a curated record. Gene Ontology annotation, cellular component: synapse; postsynaptic membrane; neuron projection.
CAAGGAAUGGAACGAUUACAAAUUACGCUGGAACCCGGCAGAUUACGACAACGUCACUUCCAUACGCGUUCCCUCCGAGAUGAUCUGGAUCCCGGAUAUCGUCCUUUAUAAUAAUGCGGACGGAGAAUUCGCGAUCACUCACAUGACUAAAGCGCAUCUAUUUUAUAACGGGAAAGUCCAGUGGGUCCCACCGGCGAUCUACAAAAGUUCCUGCAGCAUCGACGUGACCUUCUUUCCUUUCGACCAGCAGAACUGCAAGAUGAAAUUUGGUUCUUGGACCUACGACAAAGCCAACAUCGACCUGGAGAGCAUGGAACGCAACGUGGACUUGAAGGACUAUUGGGAAAGUGGGGAGUGGGCGAUCGUCAACGCCGUGGGAACGUACAACUCUAAAAAGUAUGACUGCUGUACUGAGAUAUACCCCGACAUCACGUAUUAUUUCAUCAUUCGGAGGCUACCCCUGUUCUACACAAUUAAUUUAAUCAUUCCGUGUCUGUUAAUCUCCUGCCUUACUGUGCUCGUGUUCUAUCUUCCGUCGGACUGCGGGGAGAAAAUUACGCUCUGUAUCUCCGUCCUCUUAUCUCUCACGGUCUUCCUUCUUCUGAUUACGGAGAUCAUACCAUCUACCUCUCUGGUAAUUCCGUUAAUUGGGGAGUACCUCCUCUUCACUAUGAUCUUUGUCACUCUGUCCAUCGUUAUAACAGUUUUCGUGCUCAACGUCCACCAUCGGUCUCCCAGCACCCACAAGAUGCCCCUCUGGGUGCGUUCUAUCUUCUUGGAUUACAUACCUAGAUGGCUUUUCAUGAAGCGCCCACCAGCCCCAGUGGAGGAAGUUAUAAGCCAAUACGACACACCAGAACUUAAGCUCAGUACUUCCAAAUACUGGAUGGAGACUGACGUGGACGAAAAGUGGGGGGACCCUGAAGCUGAGAUUCGUCCUUCCCACGUACGACAUGUGUCCUCUCAUGGUCAUGGCCUUCAGUAUCGUUAUGACUAUAACCACCAAAGUGCUGGUGGACAGAGUCAAACCCCUCGUCAGGACAUUGAACCAAAUUUCUUGUUAUCCCCGAGCAUAAUGAAAGCUUUGGAGGGGGUCCACUAUAUCGCUGACCAUUUACGAGCUGAAGAUGCUGACUUCUCUGUGAAAGAAGACUGGAAGUACGUCGCGAUGGUGAUCGACAGAAUAUUCCUCUGGAUGUUUAUCAUUGUCUGCUUGCUGGGGACAAUCGGACUGUUUCUACCUCCUUUCAUGGCCGGAAUGAUCUAGGAUUUUAUUUAUUUUGCGUAUUUUUGGCGAGUUUUCUGGAAACAACCAUAUUUUAUUUUUAACUGCCUCAAUGUUUCCGGUUGAAAGACGUUGACCCAACACGGGUUGUACUCGGAUUCCAUGAACGUGCCGAGACCUAUGUAUCCGGAUCCAGGCAUCUGUCACAAAUGGAGGACAUCUCAUAGAGAAACGGCGCUCAUGAAUAAAGUAAAUGACAUCAUUGAUUCAA